Molecule: messenger RNA, 693 nt
Organism: Necator americanus (New World hookworm)
Lineage: Eukaryota; Metazoa; Nematoda; Chromadorea; Rhabditida; Ancylostomatidae
Exons: 4
Coding region: 1-693 (230 amino acids)
Source: RefSeq, a predicted model, not a curated record
AUGGAAGAUUCCUCCCCAACCUUCGUUUUGUGGACGACAUCGUUCUUUUGCUCUCGCCUAGCCUACUGCGAAGACGGAGGAGUACAACUUGAAGGCUCCCAAAUCGUGGAGACUUCGUCAUACGUAUACCUCGGACGUUCUAUGAACAUGGAAAACGACUUGAAGGAAGAACUGAAUAGAAGAAUGAGAGCAGCAUCAGCAGCAUUCGCAGCUGUCAGGGAUGCCACGAACCAGAAUCUUCGUGCCCAUCGAGUUCGAGUCGACACACUCUGUUACGCAGCGGAGAAGUGGGCAGACACUGCUGCCACGUCUAGGAAGCUACUUACUACCCACAGAGCCCUUGAGAGAUGUCUUCUGAAGUUUAACCGGCGCACACAACACCGAGCCGGUCUUCGCAGCUCCGCCUUAAGAGGAAUGUCCCAUCUUCGCGACCCAGCGGAAUAUGUAUCGAAAGCAAAACAUAGAUGGGCCGGUCACAUUAUGAUAAGAAUCUGCUGCGGAUGGACCAAAGAACGUGGGUUGUGCCUAUACGGAGUCGUAGAUUAUAGAGAGAAGGGUGAUUCCGUCUAUUCCUUCCUAAAAAAAACGGUCCUGAAGACACUUCGAGCGUCCCAGCGCGCUAUUUUCUACAGGGAGUACUGGGCGGAGCUAUCCAGCACGAAAGGCGGAGCAGUCUCGCGGCUGGGCUCAUAA